AAAAGGAAAUACGAAAAACAAGGGUAUAAUUUAACUCAAUAAAUAAUAUUUUCAAUGAACCACAUGGGUCUGGUGGAUUUUUUAAGCAUUUCUCAUUAAAAUAUCAGUACAGCAUUGUGAAUGUAAAAUUGAUUAUAUUUAGAAUAAUAAAUAAUCAAUGAUUAAGCUUUGAAAUAUUGUCAGCACCUCGAAUUGGUCCAUGAUUUUUUUUUUGGCCAUAAGCAAUUGAGAGAAUUUUUUUAAGGAAAUCGAAACUGAUUGGAAUCCAUUAUGAUAUGACCAUAGAGCAAAAUACCCAUCCAUGGCCGAUCUCGCCGCUGUCAUGUCUUUUAUUUAAUUUCUAUUUCAAUUAUGAAGCUCCUUCAAUGAUUUUGUGUGGGUUAUUAGUGUGGAAGUGAUCGUGUGGUGGCGCGGUCUCGGUGAUACGUCUCGUUGGUCGGCGGCACCAUGUUCAGCGGAACGGUGCGACUGCGGGUAUGUGAGGCGACGGGACUACGGCCGACCGACUUUCAGAAAAGGCACAACAUGACCUUCGGAAAACCAGGUGCGUUCCUGAAAUUAUCCCAAUAGAUCGCUUUAGACUUUUAUAUUCUCAAUUGUACACUUAAUUUUUAUAGUCUUUUAUGUUAAGCGCACAACAGUACGUCUGGAAACAACGUAACAUGUUUACCAAAAUGGAUGAAUGUAAUAUAUGUAAAUAAGCGCUAUGGUUACAGACGACCAACCGAUAGACCCGUACGUUUCGAUCGACGCUGAUGAACAUCAUCUAGACCGUUCGAGCACUAAACCCAAAACAUUUGAUCCAGUAUGGAAUGAGACCUUCACUCAUGAAGUGCAUAAUGUUACCAGGUAUGACGGCGCAGGUGAUGCGAUAAUGCCUUGCUUGGGUACAACUAGUACAAAUUAUAAUAACAUAAUCUUACUGUGCUUCAGCUUGGGAAUCACCGUGUUUCAUGAUGCUGCAAUACCUCCAGAUGAUUUUGUUGCAAACUGCACUAUUCCUUUUGAAGAUCUCAUGCAUCGAGACAAAGAUGCCAUGGAUUUUUGGGUGGAUCUAGAACCUCAUGGGAAACUGCAUCUCAAAAUAGAUCUGAAAUGGAAUUCUCAAGGUAUGUGAUCAUUCCUGUUAAUAAUAAUUAAAAAAUUGGGAACUCAGAAGAUCUUGUCUUUGUUUAUCAAUAUGCAGUUAAUUUAUAGAACGAUAAUGCAAUAUUUAUAAUUUCAUAUCAUAAUAAGGAAAUUUUUCUUUUGUCUAUUUUAUCACCCAACCUAAACCGAUGUUAAAAUAAUUACAAUUUUAUUAAAAUUUCCACUUAGAUUCGGAGCAG
Diatraea saccharalis (sugarcane borer) is the source of this 1328-nucleotide messenger RNA. Lineage: Eukaryota; Metazoa; Arthropoda; Insecta; Lepidoptera; Crambidae. The record is from the annotation of a GenBank genome assembly.